AUGUUUAUCUGGUGGAAAGUGGCAAUUGUACUCGGAGUGUGCUCCGAGCAGGCUUGCAGCUCGAUAACAAAACAUGGAAGAGCUGACACUACUAAUAAAGGGCGCAUGAGUAAUCAGGUUGGAGCCGUAGGCAGCCACGCAGAAUUCGGGUUGGCGCUGCAUUCGAGACUGACCAGGAGAAGGCGCAGAGAUUCAGUGAUUCACUGCCGUGACAAAGAAUCUUAUUAUUUCAAGCCGCUGAAUGAAUGCUAUCGAAUUUUUCGAACCGAAUUUUUGGCAGUGGAUCCGAAACGAAAGCUUGCAUACGGUGGCACUCGUAGCGAACAUAUGCUCAACUGCUGGAAGAAAUACCGCGGCAGGCUGCUCGACAUAGGAUGGAAUCACAUCGGAGAGAAAAUGGAGGCAGUGAAAAAGCUCGUGGUUGAUUUUAAUCGCAAAACAUACAAGCGACAAGCUGUCCAACUUGGUUUCAUGAUCAAUCGGAAGCGCGAACUCAUCUCGCAAAACGGUCGAUACUUCGAUGUACUGGAAAAUGUGUUCGUGGAACGUGACAAUGCAGAGGAUCCUUGUCCUAGUGUGUGUUGCGUAGUUUUUUUGGUCAACGGCACUCAUUAUACCGAUGUGAAACUAGUUGAGACAAGUUGCGAUAGCCGGACCCGUACCCUGAGCUACAUUUGUGAAGCGCCAGCGCUCAUCAGUCCUGAAUAA
Molecule: messenger RNA, 708 nt
Organism: Gongylonema pulchrum
Lineage: Eukaryota; Metazoa; Nematoda; Chromadorea; Rhabditida; Gongylonematidae
Source: the annotation of a GenBank genome assembly